CAACAAUACAGCAGAAGAAGCCUAGCCCUAGCAGCAGGGUAUCUGAUGCUGUGCUAUGGGGUAACACCCUUCUUCUUAUUUUCCCCUCUGUCAUCCCCUUUUGUCUCCAGUCUGCCUUAAUCUUGCAGACCACCUCUUUCGUUUGCCUCCCCCUAACUGCCGCUCAACAUGCAAGGUUUCUAUUCCAAGCUCAACUCCUCCCCCUCUUCGUCCCCCCUGUUGGGGGCGGGUCUCAGAGCGGAUGGCGCUCGAGUGCCUCUCAGUUUGGCCGUGGAGACGGAGAAAGCCCAGGCCCUCCUACAAACGUUCAGCUCCGCCUCCCUGUUGGCUUCUGCAGGACUCGGGAUGUUCUGUGUGGUGGCAGAUCACACGCUUCAAAUGUCUGGCAUCCAGCAGCAUCUGUGGCUGCGUGCAGUCUUGGACAGCGCCACGCAUGGAUUGGUGGGGCUGUGGUCGUGGGCUGUUGUGAUUGGACUGAGGAAAAAGAGUGAUUUCUAUGAGGUGCUGCUGGCAGGGCUUCUGGCAUCACUUAUAGACCUGGACCACUUCUACAUGGCUGGAUCACUUUCACUUAAGGCUGCAGUGUCACUUCCUCACCGCCCUCCCCUCCACUGUUCCUCCCUGAUCCCCGUCGUUUGCCUCACCCUCCGCUUCCUCAUGUCGAUCGGCCGCCUUAAAGACGCCUGGUGUUCCUUGCCAUGGAUGCUCUUCAUUUCCAUGACGUCUCACCAUGUGCGGGACGCCGUGCGCCACGGCCUGUGGGUCUGCCCGUUUGGAAGCACCGCGCCUGUCCCCUACUGGCUGUAUGUCAGCAUCACAGCGACACUUCCGCACCUGUGCUCUGUGCUCAUGUACCUGACGGGAACCAGGGACAUGAUCUCCACCAAACAUGGGGUGGCGAUCGACGUCUAGACGUCACGGACUCACAGGUGGUAUCAGUUAUCCCUGGAGG
Cyprinodon tularosa is the source of this 952-nucleotide messenger RNA. It is a transcript of the gene tmem267, whose product is annotated as transmembrane protein 267. Lineage: Eukaryota; Metazoa; Chordata; Actinopteri; Cyprinodontiformes; Cyprinodontidae. The transcript has 3 exons. Bases 169 to 912 code for a protein of 247 amino acids. The record is from RefSeq and is a predicted model, not a curated record.